Eubalaena glacialis (North Atlantic right whale) is the source of this 2869-nucleotide messenger RNA. It is a transcript of the gene TMPO, whose product is annotated as thymopoietin. Gene Ontology annotation, molecular function: DNA binding. Lineage: Eukaryota; Metazoa; Chordata; Mammalia; Artiodactyla; Balaenidae. The transcript has 9 exons. The coding region runs from base 279 to 1643 and encodes 454 amino acids. The record is from RefSeq and is a predicted model, not a curated record.
GCUGCUCUCCUUUGGCCGUGGGGUGUGCGCUGGGGUUCGUGCGGAUUCCUGGCUUGGCUGCACUGGGCCCCGCUUGUUCUGCAGGGGCUUUUGUGUCCGGCGUUGGCUUGGCUUUGUGUGCGCGAGUUUCCGCUGUGCUCCGCGGCGCAAGUCCCGGCCGGGAGCUGUGAGACUCGGAGGCGGUAGCGCGGCCCCCCACCCCCCCGGGCGAGGAGCGAGCACGCCGGCGUGAGCGGCGGGUGCGAGGGCUGCGGGGAAGGGGAUUCGCCGCCGCCGAGAUGCCGGAGUUCCUGGAAGACCCCUCGGUCCUGACGAAAGAGAAGUUGAAGAGUGAGUUGGUCGCCAACAAUGUGACGCUCCCGGCCGGGGAGCAGCGCAAAGACGUGUACGUGCAGCUGUACCUGCAGCACCUCACGGCGCGUAACCGGCAGCCGCUCGCCGCCGGCGCCAACAGCAAGGGGCCCCCGGACUUCUCCAGCGACGAAGAGCGCGAACCUACGCCGGUCCUGGGCUCCGGGGCCGCCGCCGCGGGCCGCAGCCGCGCCGCCGUCGGCAGGAAAGCCACAAAGAAAACUGAUAAACCCAGACUAGAAGAUAAAGAUGAUCUAGAUGUAACAGAGCUCUCUAAUGAAGACCUUCUGGAUCAGCUUGUGAAAUAUGGAGUGAACCCUGGUCCUAUUGUGGGAACAACCAGGAAGCUAUAUGAGAAAAAGCUGUUGAAACUGAGGGAACAAGGCACAGAAUCUAGAUCUUCUACUCCUCUGCCAGCAAUUUCUUCUUCAGUGGAAAAUACAAGACAGAAUGGAAGUAAUGACUCUGACAGAUACAGUGACAAUGAAGAAGACUCUAAAAUAGAGCUCAAGCUUGAGAAGAGAGAACCACUAAAGGGCAGAGCAAAGACUCCGGUAACACUCAAGCAAAGAAGAGUUGAGCACAAUCAGAGCUAUUCUCAAGCUGGAGUAACUGAGACUGAAUGGACAAGUGGAUCUUCAAAAGGCGGACCUCUGCAGGCAUUAACUAGGGAAUCUACGAGAGGGUCGAGAAGAACUCCGAGGAAAAGGGUGGAAACUUCAGAACAUUUUCGUAUAGAUGGUGCAAUAAUUUCAGAGAGUACUCCCAUAGCUGAAACUAUAAUGGCUUCAAGCAACGAAACUUUAGUUGUCAAUAGGGUGACUGGAAAUUUCAAGCAUGCAGCUCCUAUUCUGCCAAUCACUGAAUUCUCAGACAUACCCAGAAGAACACCAAAGAAACCAUUGACAAGAGCUGAAGUGGGAGAAAAAACAGAGGAAAGAAGAGUAGAAAGGGAUAUUCUUAAGGAAAUGUUUCCCUUUGAAGCAGCUACACCAACAGGAAUUAGUGCUAGUUGCCGCAGACCAAUCAAAGGGGCUGCUGGCCGGCCAUUAGAACUCAGUGAUUUCAGGAUGGAGGAAUCUUUUUCGUCUAAAUAUAUUACUAAGUAUGUUCCCUUGGCAGAUGUCAAGUCAGAAAAGACAAAAAAGGGACGCUCCAUUCCCAUGUGGAUAAAAAUUUUGCUCUUCAUUGUCGUAGCCUUUUUUUUGUUUUUGGUCUAUCAAGCUAUGGAAACCAACCAAGGAAAUCCAUUCUAUAAGUUUCUUUCUAAUGACUCUAAAAAAGUCAACUGAAUGAUAUCUCUUUGGCACAUUCAACUUGGUCUCCUAUUUUUAAUAACUGUAUUAAAAAAAUUUGUGUACACUUGACUCAAGAACAAAAAAAAUGUGAUUUCACCUCAGUAAAUGUAGUAUUCCAUUGAAAAGCAAGCAAGAUAUAUAUAAAUGGACUUCAUUUAAUGUUUUGGACUUUGGACUAGUAGGAGAUCACUUCGUGCCAUAUGAAUACUCCUUUUUAGCUCUGGAACUUUUUUGUAGGCUUUAUUUUUUUAAUGUGGACAUCUUAUUUCUUUUUUGAGAAAAAAUGUAUAUUGUUUUUGUGUAUUUGGGAAACAAGAAGGGCAAAACAUGGUAGUAUAAUGUGAAGCUACACAUUUAAAUACUUUGAAUUCUUACAGAAAAGAUUUUAAGAAUUAUUCUCUGCUUAAUAAAAACUAGAGACAUGUGAAACGUGGUAAGAGAAAAAGUAACUUGAGGUUGUAGUUUUGGUAACUGCAACAAAGUUUGAUGGUGUUUAUGGGGAAAAGUACAGUGAUAAUCUCUUCUGUAACUUUUAUUAAUAGUAAUGUUAUUGUUGUAGCCCUAUUGUACUCACUUUUUAAAAGAUAUCUAGUAUCGUGAAUGUCCUACUUCGGUAAGGCCCAUUUAAAUGCAGUUGAUUUUUAGCAGGGAUCUAUCAGUGCAACUUAUACAUGUUUUAGAGAACUGUUAGCUGGCUGUACAUGUUUUUAAAGACUGUUUAGCUAGCUAUAAGGCUAUAAUUGGAAACUUGUACUUUUUAUUUACAGCAAAACAUUUAUUCUAUCAAUCCGUUACCAAAAUAUUUUUUAGAUAAAUAAGUGUGUGUGUGUGUUUAGAAGUUAGAAAUUUUAAACACCAGUCUUAGGUUCCAUUUGGAUUCAUUAUUGAAUUCUGUUACCAAAAAUGCAUUUUGCCAAGUUUUUUUUUGCCCUAUAUUUCCCAACAUAAUCUGAUUUGAAAGUAUGUGCUUUUAAAAGCAAAAAGUAUGUGCUUUUAAACUACAUAGUAAACUUUCCUUGGAUACACAGUAGUUAAUACAUAAAUUUUUAAACUCUGAAAUUGAGGCGGGCAUUAUGAUUUUUGUUUACGUUUGAAAUGGUUAACUUUAUCUUUGUGGUUGAUUUAUUUUUUUUUAGCUAAAACUUACCUCAUGUAUAACUUUGUUCAGUAAAGUAGUAGGCAAUUGAAAUUUCAGUAGAAUCAAGUAAAACAAAAAUUUU